Messenger RNA from Phymastichus coffea, 1813 nucleotides. RefSeq names its product female-specific protein transformer-like. Bases 173 to 1390 code for a protein of 405 amino acids. Lineage: Eukaryota; Metazoa; Arthropoda; Insecta; Hymenoptera; Eulophidae. The transcript has 10 exons. The record is from RefSeq and is a predicted model, not a curated record.
UGAUCGUUCGCACCUUAACCUACUCCGACUUCCAAGUUUAUGUUGUUUUGUUCGUUCAUUUUCAAUAUAAUAGUGAUAACUUUAAUUAAUAAUAAUAGUUAGGAAAUAGUGUAGUAGUUGUCAACGUUCCUUCUACUUCACAAAUGUAGACGUGCUGUGACUGCUUAAAACCAUGGAAAAAGGUCCUUUAGAUUCUAUUUCUCAGCAUGAAAAAGAAAGGAGGAGGAGAUUAUGGAUGAUGCAGCAGAAGAAGAUAAGAGAACAUGAACGACUAAAACAGAAGAAAAUUGAAGAGUAUGAAAGAAGAAGAGCAAAAGAGCUUGGAUUGCCUUACGAAGGAAAAUCAUUACAUGUAAGUCGUAGCAAAAGUAGAAGCAGAAGUAGGUCAGAAGAGUCUCAUCAGAGAAGUCACUCAAGAUCAACUCACAACAGUGUAUCCCAAGAUGUGUCAAAAAAAAUUAACUCUUCAUCAGGAAAUAAACCACUAUUCAAUGGUCCAUCGGAAGCUCUGAAACUAAGUGAAAGUGAUCUGCAUAAAAUCACUGUGAAAAUUCAUAGAAAAAUACCAGCUUCGUCAGUCGAAAAUACUGAAAUUAAUCGUGCAGUUGUUAACCCAGAGGAGAUAAAGUUAAAAAGAAGAGAGGGAGAAGGAGCGAAACCGAUAUUCGACCGCGAAGAAUUGAAACCAGCCGAAGUCGAAGUUGAAGAACGCCGCAUCGUCGAAGCUAGUGGUAGCAGAAGUCAAGAUAAGAAGCCACGUCAAAAGCGUCGUUCUGUAUCGUUGAGCCCUAAACGACAUCGUACCUCAAGUCCACACUCGCGUUCUGAGCGUCAUGGCUUACGAUAUCCUUCGCACCGGUCAAGACAUGAAGAACACUACAGGUAUCACUUAGAAGAUCGUUAUUAUAAAGACCAUAAAGAACAUAAAAGUGGCAGACAUAAUUCAUCUACACGAAAUGGAAGUCGAGAAGAAUCCCGAAGGUCUAGGUCGCUUGGCAGACGUUCUCAGUCAAGAGAUCGUGAUUACCGUAGGUCCGAGCGUGAUGACUAUUCACGUUCAAGACGGACUGAAAAAGUUCAUCGAGAGCUCCGAGCUAGAUCUAAAGAUAGAUCUUACGAUCGCCGAGACAGACGAGACUCUUCUGCAGAAAGACACCAUUCAACUACAGCUGCCUACAUAGAACCGAUAACGUAUCCUAUGUAUUUUGGGGGCUUCCCACCAAGGCCUGUAAUGAUACCACCUGCCUUGCCACCGAUCAGACUACCGGGCGCAGGAAGGGGCCGAAUGCCUCUAGCUCCUAUGCGUCCACCUUAUCCCCCACGAUUCGUACCUCCGGAUAUGUAUCGGAGCAUUCUACCUUCUGAUCCUCGGUACCCACGAAUGUUUUAAUUACCUUGAUCGUGUUCAUGCCAAGUCUUGAUUCACGAAAUAUAAUAAUUUGUAGUCUUUGAUAACUUUAAAAUAGUGCAUGUUGAGAAUUGUCUUAAUUAAGAGUAUGCAUAUUUAAGUCGGUUCAAUUUUAAUUCAGUCAAGUAAUUAUUCAUAUAAUUUUAAAUAUUUUUAUAUAUUUCGAGCUUUUUGUAUUGAAAUUUGGCGUGCUUGGAUUUUUAUUCAAAUAAAUAAUUACGAUUACUAUUUGAUUUUAUAUUCAAUCUUCAAUAGUAAUAUGUUUUAAUGUAUUUUUACUGUUAAAGUUUAGUUUUGGACUACAGAAUUUGUACUUGGUAUGAUACAAUGCAUGAGUAGCUCUUGAUUUAUGUAUGACGGGGACAGAUUUGAAUAUAUUGUCAAUUCUACGUUACUUUUAUACUG